This is a messenger RNA of Heterobilharzia americana, 915 nucleotides long. NCBI's taxonomy places the organism in Eukaryota, Metazoa, Platyhelminthes, Trematoda, Strigeidida, Schistosomatidae. The record is from the annotation of a GenBank genome assembly.
AGGCAAUCAGUGCUUCUUCUAGCCAGCGUGAAUCCGUGAUGAAAAUCACUUUGGAAUUCGGUGAUACUUUUCAUUGCCAACCAACUUUUACAGUAAUUAAGAAUACACCUUUUAUUAGAUUUUUUAUUUGUGAAAGCAAAAGUAAACGUGGGGACAUGGAAUGCCCGCACCAUGUUUGAACCCAGUAAGGCAGCCCACAUUGCAAACGAGAUGAGAAGGUAUGGCACUGAAGUGCUAGAAAUCUGCGAAAGCAGGUGGAAUGGGAGUGGACUCUCCAAACUGUCAACUGGAAAAUCAAUAAUCCACUCCGGUCACCCAGACGACAACCACAAGCACAUUGACUUUUGGAGUGGCUAUCAUGAUGUCGCAGGCUCUCAUGCAGUGGGAACCAAUCUCCUCCUGCAGGAUCAUGACAGCAAGGUUCAACUCAAAAGGAAGGAAGGUCACAAUCAUACAAUGCCAAUGCUACGCACCUACAAAUAAUGCAGAGCAAGAGAAAAAGGAGGAAUUCUACAGACAACUGCAAUCAGAGCUGGACAAGACGUCAGUUGGCGAUAUCAAAACUCUAAUGGGUGACAUGAAUGCCAAACUGGGAGGGGACAACACAGUAAGAGAACAAACCAUGGGUCGAGAAGUGCUAGGUGAAAUGAACGAGAAUGGAGAAUUGUUUGCAGAAUUCUGUGCAUUCAACGAUUUGGUGAUUGGAGUCAGGCAGUGUGUUCAAGCACAAGGAUAUCCACAAAACGACAUGGAUUCGAUUUCACCAGAUGGAAACACCACACUAAAAAUCAGAUCGACUUCAUCUCAAUGUGAAGAAAAUGGAGACGCAGUCUACUUGACACAAGGUCAAGAAGAGAAGCAGAUGUAGGUUCAGACCACUAUCUAGUGCAAGGAACCUACCCUCGAAAUCAAGUU